This is a messenger RNA of Microtus oregoni (creeping vole), 7171 nucleotides long. It is a transcript of the gene Usp49, whose product is annotated as ubiquitin specific peptidase 49. The record is from RefSeq and is a predicted model, not a curated record. Gene Ontology annotation, cellular component: cytoplasm. The coding region runs from base 1022 to 3079 and encodes 685 amino acids. Gene Ontology annotation, biological process: protein deubiquitination. Lineage: Eukaryota; Metazoa; Chordata; Mammalia; Rodentia; Cricetidae. Gene Ontology annotation, molecular function: cysteine-type deubiquitinase activity; zinc ion binding. The transcript is spliced from 7 exons.
CUUGAAGGGAGAGAGGGGAAGGCAGGCUGCUGGGGGAGCGGUUGCUGAGUAUAAGAUGAGGGGAAUUAGGAGAAAGGGUUAGAAGCCGGGAGAGGAGUGAAAAAGAAACCCAGGCUGGCCCCGGGAUGAGGUUAGGAAGCCCGGGGCUGGGAAGAAGGAAUCCGGGGUCAGGGCUAGGAGCAGGGGUCUACAAGGGGCAAGGCUUGGCAGGUGGGUGAUGUUGGGGUGAGGGGUACCAGGGCCAGAAGAGUUGCACGGAAAGACAAGGAGCAGGACCGGGUAAUAGUUGGGAGUAGGGGAGAGAGAGUGAUUAAGAGCCAGACGUGACAAGGGUGUGAACUAGUGCUGAGCCAGGGAUGAGCUGAAGGGCUGGGAUCAGCUGGGGUAGGAUCGACAAGGUGUGGGUCAAUAGCUGGGUGAUGGGUGUAAAUUCUGCAAAGUGAGGGAGGCAGGAGACCUGGAUUACAACCAGGUGGAGUCAGAAAUUGGAGCGUUAGUGAAAGGACGAAAGGAAAGCGAGCUUAGAGCUGGGCGUUAAUAGGACAGUUGUGGGAGAAAAGAAAAGCUGAGCGGACGCUAGAAGCACGGUUUAAGGAGUGAUGGUGCUCUGGGCCAGGGAACCUGGGGACAUUGGAGGGCAGCAAGGACUGGCUGAAAAACAGCCUGAGAAGAUGAGUAAGGAAGAGAUGGGCCCUGGAAUUUAAAGGAUGGAAUGGGGAGUAAGGAAAGAGAAAGGAGAUUAAGGGAAGCGGGGAGAGUCCUGAUGGGUGUCGAACUGGGGUGGUUGCACAGGAGUGGGAGCCGAAUGCGCAUUUUGCUCUGAGGUGCCCCAGAAGGUCUGGAAGGGGCAGGGCACAAACGCUGUGUAGUGAAGAAUCCAGGGUAGGGGCCUUUGGUGCAGAAGAUAAGGAACCAUGGUAAUAGAGAAAAGGAAAACCCAGCCAAUGAUUAUGUGAUAAUAUGGAAGAAGAUGGGAAAAAAACUGUUUAAUGGAUUAAGAGAGUGGCGACUGCUCUAAAACAUGGAUAGAUGCAAACAUGUAGGGCGGUUACGACUCGCCCAGGACCACUCCAUCCUAAACCCUCAGAAGUGGUGCUGUCUGGAGUGCUCCACCACGGAGUCUGCGUGGGCCUGCCUCAAGUGUUCCCACGUGGCCUGCGGCCGCUACAUUGAAGACCAUGCACUAAAACACUUUGAAGAGACCGGACACCCGCUGGCCAUGGAGGUCCGGGAUCUCUACGUGUUCUGCUACCUGUGCAAGGAUUACGUGCUCAAUGACAACCCCGAGGGGGACCUGAAGCUGCUGAGAAGCUCCCUCCUGGCGGUGCAAGGCCAAAAGCAGGACCAGCCCGCGAGGCGUGGGCGGAUGCUACGGUCUACAGCUGCAGGCGAGGACGUGGUCCCACCGCAGCGCACUCCUCAGGGACAGCCACAGAUGCUCACGGCUCUGUGGUACAGGCGCCAGCGCUUGCUGGCCAAGACGCUGCGACUGUGGUUCGAGAAGAGCUCCAGGGGCCGAGCGCAGCUGGAGCAGCGGCGGCGGGAGGAGGCGCUGGAGCGCAAGAAAGAGGAGGCCCGGCGGCGGAGGCGCGAGGUCAAGCGGCGACUGCUGGAGGAGCUAGCCAGCGCGCCGCCGCGGAAGAGUGCGCGCCUGCUCCUGCACGCGCCUGGGCCUGUGGCCGUGCGCCCUGCUACCCUCGCUACCUCCCGGCGCGCGCCCGCGGCUACCCUUAAGCCGCGCCGGCAGCCGGCGGUGGCCCCAGGUGUCACCGGCCUACGCAAUCUGGGCAACACCUGCUACAUGAACUCCAUCCUCCAAGUGCUUAGCCACCUCCAGAAAUUCCGGGAAUGCUUCCUGAACCUCGACCCUUCCACCUCUGAGCACCUGUUUCCCCAAGCAACCAACGGGAAGGCUCAGCUCUCUGGUAGGCCAGCCAGCAGCUCUGCCGCAGAGUUAUCAGUAAAGAGCGACCCUGCCCAGGGAUUCGAACCUCAAGGCUUCUGCUGGAACAGUGGAGCCUCGAUCAGCAGAAGCCUGGAGCUCAUUCAGAACAAGGAACCCAGUUCAAAGCACAUUUCCCUCUGCCACGAACUGCACACCCUCUUCCGAGUCAUGUGGUCUGGGAAGUGGGCACUGGUAUCGCCCUUUGCCAUGCUUCACUCAGUGUGGAGCCUCAUUCCCGCCUUCCGUGGCUACGACCAGCAGGACGCACAGGAAUUUCUCUGCGAACUGCUGCACAAGGUGCAGCAGGAACUUGAGUCUGAGGGCUCCACGCGCCGGAUCCUCAUCCCGUUCUCCCAGAGGAAGCUCACCAAACAGGUCUUAAAGGUGGUGAACACCAUAUUUCACGGGCAGCUGCUCAGUCAGGUUACAUGUGUAUCAUGCAAUUAUAAAUCCAAUACCAUUGAGCCCUUUUGGGAUCUGUCCCUGGAAUUCCCUGAACGCUACCACUGCAUAGAAAAGGGGUUUGUCCCUUUGAAUCAGACAGAGUGCCUGCUCACUGAGAUGCUGGCCAAGUUUACCGAGACAGAGGCCCUGGAGGGGAGAAUCUACGCUUGUGACCAGUGUAACAGCAAACGACGAAAAUCUAACCCCAAACCCCUUGUUCUGAGUGAAGCCAGAAAGCAGUUAAUGAUCUACAGACUACCUCAGGUCCUCCGGCUGCACCUUAAAAGAUUCAGGUGGUCUGGCCGUAAUCAUCGUGAGAAGAUUGGGGUCCAUGUCGUCUUUGACCAGGUAUUAACCAUGGAACCUUACUGCUGCAGGGACAUGCUCUCCUCUCUUGACAAAGAGACCUUUGCCUAUGAUCUCUCCGCAGUGGUCAUGCAUCACGGGAAAGGGUUUGGCUCAGGACACUACACAGCCUAUUGCUACAACACAGAGGGAGGUUUUUGGGUCCACUGCAAUGACUCAAAGCUGGAUGUAUGCAGUGUAGAGGACGUGUGCAAAACCCAGGCCUACAUCCUUUUUUACACUCGAAGAACAGUUCAGGGCAGCGCAAGACUCUCAGAAACCCAACUCCGAGCUCAGGUGCAGUCCAGCAGCAAGGUCGAAGGCAGAACAUACACGCUCCCCUGACUGGGAGGCAUGCAUUAAAAUGUCCUUACCUUUUUCCUCAUGGGUAAUAAGGCUUGCACAGUAACAGAUCACUGGGCUUGCCUCUCUAGGCCUAAAGGAGAGAAUGCCAGGUGAUUUCUGCCCUGUCAAAAAAUUGGUAGUCACUUUUGAAAACAUUUUAAAAUUCCCUCCUUUCAUAAAACAAAUCUAAAGGAGUAACUUCUAUGAAGAUUCUUUUGUCAGUUGCUUCUGGAUAAUUGAGGGACCUGGAGGGGGGUGGGCAAGUGAUCACCCAGCCAGGAGAGCAGCCAUGUCUGUCUUCUCUCUGUCGUGAGCCCCCUACUAAUCAGGAUCUUUCUGCAGCAUUGCACAGAGCACAUGAGGAGGGGCCCAGGGCUGGCAGCUGGUGGGAAAGAUUGGUUCCAAGUGGAAGGUAAAGCCACAGGAUUUAUCUCACAGAAGAGGUGACCAUCAAGGGAGUAAGGGGCAUAGAGCAGAUCUCCCUGUGCCAAAUAGGAAGGCUUUUUAGAGCUAGGCUUCUCCUGAGGUGCUGUCAUCUCACUCUACACUGACUGGGAGAUGGGGCCUAGCAGCCCUUUCCCUUUGAAGAGGCAGUCAUAGGAGGCACAGACCAGCGCAUGGUCGGUCUGCGCAUGUUAAGCCGGACACUCCUGACUCCUCCAGUCCUGUAGCAGGACCCUGGCUCAGGUCUGGAACCAGCUUGUGGUUUGGGUCAGUGGUCAGAAGCCUUCUCAGAAUUCGGGAAGGCGAGUGGGGAUUGUCCCAGUGCCUGCUGCCCUAGGGUCUCACCUUGUGUGCUAUGUAGCUUCUCUCCUGCACCUACAACAUUGGUGCUCACAAGGUUUGGAGCUUUCGCUUCCCUAGGAACUGACCAUGUGUCCAGCUCUUGGUUGUGGCCUUUCAUGUUCUCUUCCCACUCUGCUACCCAUUCUCUCCUGCCCUCAGUCCAUGCAGUAGAGAGACUUCUGUCUUUUACUCUGCUAUUAGUAAAAACACAUCUUUAAAAUUUGCUCCAUUUCUAAAUGGAGUCAAAUGCCCAGACAGAAGCACAGUAAACUCUCAUUCUCUCUGCAGUGACCUGUGCAGUGCCCACAGCCUCUCCUGUGAAUAAGUAGCUUGUGUUAAUGUAGUACAGUUGUCACUUGAAGGGAGUUGAAGGGGUGGGGCACAGAGACAGUGAGGCUAAAGGACGCACUGUUCCAUUUCCCAGGCACACCCGUAGUAUUUACUGCUGCCCUCAUUGGAGAUGAACUCUCGUAGGCCUGCCAGACAUCACUGAGACAUGGAAGAAAUCAGACAGAAAACAGCUCCCUGACAGGGAUGGGUGGCUAGAUUUAAACUUGUUUUACAACACUGUGAGGUUUCUGUAUUAGCUUUUAUUUGGAAGCGAUAAUGUAUGGCAUUUUUGUGCUGUUUGGUUUUUACUGUCUACUGCAGGCUUUUUUGUGAGCUUUGCACGGCCUCCUCCUCUCCAGGACACUGUUUUAAAGUGUCCCGGUUGUCCACGCUGCCUGAGGUUCUGAUAUAAAGCUGUACCCUGAGGUCCACAUUACCAAGGUACAUGAUAGUGAUUUGUUACCAUGGUAGCAAAGCCCAUUCAAAAACAAAGCUCGGUGUGCUGGUACACCCCUGGAAGGACGGCACUUGCUUGGGUAAGGCAGGAGGAUUAUGAGUUUGAGGCUACAUUGUGAGACCUUGUCUGAAAAAUGAAAAUAACAAACUAUUGGGAGUAAAAAAGGAAACAAGAUUGGAUUGCACCUCAUCUUAAACCCUGUGUUAUUUAUUCUAGAAAGAGAACUUGCAGGCAGAGAAUACAGAUCUGACUGGUUUAGAGGGGAAAACAUUAAUCAAUAUAAACACUUAAAGGAAAAUUAGAAGGUUCUAAUUCAAUUUAAAAAAAAAGUUUUAUAUCAACUGUCAGCAAGACCAGUAAGCAGAAUGGGAACUUUAUAAAUGUUUAGCUGACCUGAACACCCACAUAUGAGAUUAAUGAGUUAAAAUGAGUUCUAACUAAAACUAGCUGUCUCCACUGAGCCACCCUCUUGAAGGUGCCACCGCAACCACAGACAGCACUUCAGGCAGCAGGAGCAGUAGCAUGAAUCUCUGUUGUAGAAGCACUGUGCACUGUCUGGGCUGCCUUGCUGUGCUGCGCUCUCUCAGCUGCCUGCAGCGCCUAAGAGGGCUGUGUCAGUUGGCAUCACACUGAAACAUUCUGAAGAGAACAGAUAGACUUUGACUAGCUGGCCCCAGGCCAAAUGCCAGGUGCUGCUCUGCCAGCAGCAGUCUCUCUCUCUCUGAACCCUUUGUAAUCGGCUGGUGUGUUUACUUACCACUGUAGCCAGCCAAGAUGAAUACACCCCAGCCCUCAAAAAUGAUUUCUUACCUCAGUCUAGCCUGGCCCUCAUGCUUGUGGUUGCCUCUAAGAGCAGCACCCAUGCUAGUGCAGAAGUAGCAGGGAUACCCGUGGCAGCCAGAAACUGCAGCUCUCAUCAAAUGGCAGGCAGAGCUCUUGCCAGCUUUACCAGCUUUAACCAGCCCCUCUGGCUGAAAUGGGAGGGCAGUGCCACAUGGUAAAGAACUUCUAGAUGUCUCUAAAAAUGCCAUGAAUAAAGCUGUAAACUGUAGAAGUGUUCAUGUGUCCUAUGGACUCGAUAGCAGAGUUUAUUUUUGUUCACGGUGGCAAGGCUUCUAGAGUCCAUGAUCGUGUGAGUCCCCUACUCUGGUUAUGCCUUCAGCUCCAUCCACAUUCAGGGGACAAACCAAUGCGGUGGGCUGGCUGGCAGUGCUCCGGAGUGCUGAGAGGUCGACAGUAGUGCAGAAUGAAAACAUGGUGGCGGGGAUGGGGGGAAGCCAGGGAGAUCUGACAUUUGUUUUACUGAUAAAGCUUUGUGAACUAAUUUUAUACAAUUCAUAAAAUUUGGUGCCUUGUUCUUAAUUACAGUUUGCAUGAGAUUGAAAAGUUAAGGGGAAGGGUUCCUUUUUGUUAUGUCAAGUGGCAGGUGGAUCUGUAGUGUUUAAAGGGUAUGUGCUAUCAGAUUUUAUAGAACAUUGUUAUCUCCUGUGUAUGAAUGCAAAUUGUCCUUACCAGCAAGUUCUUGAGUUCCAGUGUCCAUAAUUGUAUUUAUAAUCUUCCAUCAGAUAGCUGUCUUUCAAGGCAGCCAACAUACAUUACUGUUGUUCAUUGCCUCUUGUAUAUGCUGAACAUUAAUGCUGACCUUUUCUGGAAAGUGACCCUUUCCUGAAUGUGUACCACAUCCCUAUCUGGGGUUGCAGCUUAUGUGUGGAAGGGUUUCCAGCUAGUUGGGAGAGCCAAAUGAUCAGAAGUUAGGCAAUCAGUGGCAGUGGAAUCUUCAUCAAUUCUGGAGUCCUUCUGCACAAACCAUCAGGAAGCAGUGUAGGAAAAAAUCCCCCCACAUGUGAACCUUUAGAUUGUACAACAAACCAGUACACUGUGUAAUAUGCACAGUGAGUGAUGCAAAAAUGAUGUCCCUGACACCACCACUCUCAGGACUUCCUGGGCAGAUGCAGCUGUGAUGGUGCUAAGUGACUGGAAGGUUAGCAAGAGUCGGGCUGUUCACAGCCUGUCUUUCACUCCAGCCCAAGGGUUUCUGCUGAGCUCGUGAGACUUCCCCAAAGGUGUUGACAGGCUCGCCAUUCAAAGUGCAUUUGGUACUGGGUCUCUCAGCCCAGUUCCUAAUUGGGACUAAUUAGGUAAAGAGUGCAUCUUUGGGGUGAAAUUUUCCAGGGUCACACUUGGUUUUUACCAGCUAAGAGUGGUGGUUCUCUUUUUGUCAGCGCUAAAGCGCCUUCUCAGGGUUGUGCACGUCAUCUCUUCCACAUUCCUGUCUGCUCUCAGUCCAGGAUUAUCCUUUAACCGCCAUUUACUUGUCAACUCACACAUGGCUCUAACUACACCACAGCUUAGUAGCUAUGGGCAAGCGGUCACUUUUGUUCACUCUGUCCAUACUUAUGCUGGCAUGUUUCUUUUAAAAUACAACAGCUGCGGGGGCUGGAGAGAUGGCUCAGAGGUUAAGAGCAUUGCCUACUCUUCCAAAGGUCCUGAGUUCAAUUCCCAGCAACCACAUGGUGGCU